Molecule: messenger RNA, 948 nt
Organism: Salvia splendens (bonfire salvia)
Lineage: Eukaryota; Viridiplantae; Streptophyta; Magnoliopsida; Lamiales; Lamiaceae
Product: protein SRG1
Exons: 3
Coding region: 372-857 (161 amino acids)
Source: RefSeq, a predicted model, not a curated record
CCCAGAAGACGACGUAGUGUCCGGGAUCCGUCGAGAGAUCCAUGCGGCUGGUGAAGUCCACAACCUCGAGCUUCUCCGUUGCCAGCAGCUCGGCUGCUGCUUCCACCGCGAGCUGCAGAUCAAAGAAUGGGGCAUUUUCCAGCUGGUGAAUCUGGGGUGGAUGGUUCGUGGCUGGGGCGAGAAAUUCAUGAAUUCUACGCACUGCCAUUGGAGAAUUCGAGGGUUAUGGCCAGAAUUUGAUUGGCGAUCACAAGGUUGAAUGGGGCGAUCGCUUUUACAUGAUCACCAAUCCCAUCCACCGGAGGAAGCCUCAUCUCUUCCCCGACCUCCCCCACUCUAUUAGGUAAGUAUUACUCCUAGUAUAAUUGAAGAUGGAUGUGAAAGAGAUGGAAGAGAUGUUCGAGAAUGGGAUGCAAUCAGUGAGGAUGAACUACUAUCCGCCGUGCCCGGAGCCGGACAAGGUUAUCGGGCAGAUGCCGCACUCGGAUGGAAGCGCCGUCACCAUCCUCCUCCAAGUCAACGGCGUCCAAGGUCUCCAAAUCAAGAAAGAUCAUGGAACUUGGAUGCCGGUGAAGUUCUUGCCGGAGGCUUUGGUCGUCAAUUUCGGUGACACUGUUGAGGUGUUGAGCAAUGGAUUGUACAAGAGCAUUGAACAUAGGGCAACAGUUACUUCAGAGAAAGAGAGAAUUUCAGUAGGAAUGUUUUUCAACCCUAAUUUUGAAGCAAAUGUGGGCCCAUCUCCAUCUCUCUUGGGUAAUCAGAAGCCAAUAUUUAAGACUAUAUCAAUGAAGGAGUAUGUUAAUGGCUUCUUCUCUAGGAGACUCCAGGGCAAAUUUCUAGACACCAUGAGAAUAUAAGGCCUCGUUGAGUUAGAUUAUUUAGUUUUGAGUGAAUUAAAUAACAUAAGUUUGUAUUUGGUAUGAAAUAUAAUAAAAACUGUUAUUUUUA